ACGUUCGCCGCGCCGCUCCUCGUCUCCACGCUCUCCGCCCUCCUGCCCUUCCUCCUCCCCGCUCGCCCCUCCUCCCGCGCGUCCCCCAAGGAUCCUCCGCACAUGCUCCCACCCCCGGUCGAGCCCCGCCCUUCCCUCUCAGCAGCACGCGCAGCAGCACGCACAUCAGCGCGAGCAGCGGCGGCAGCAGCAGUAGCGGCAUCGCCAGAAGGGGCUGAAUCAUCGGCAGGGGCUUCAUCAGUGUCAGACUAUUCCCUCGAUGGCUCACCUGCUGCGUCUGACACGGCAUCAUCAGCAUCCCCUCCCUCCUCUCGCCCUUCCACUCCUCCACCCCGUGCUGCUGUCCUGCCCGCACUCCCCUCUCCGCCCUCUCCCGAGCUCUCUCCUGCCGACCAAGUUUUGAUUCAAGACGUGCGAUCGGCGCUCGAAGAUGCUGACGUGGACACGCAGGAUUGGCUGACGGACGACACAGUGCUGCGCUAUGCAGUGCCAGGCAAGCGCCACGUGGCAACAAUGGUGAACCGCAUCCGCGCCACUGCCACGUGGCGCCGCUCCUUCCGCCUCCUCGCGCCCGCCGAGGUGCUCUGCUCGCCCUGGCGCCCCUUCGGCUACUGGCACGGCGCGGACGUGGACGGCAGGCCUUGUCUUGUUCUGCAUGUGGGGCGGGCGGCUAAGGCCAUUCCGUCUGCCUCGCAUGCUGACUUUGUCUGCUAUCUCGCGUCCCUAGUGAGUGCGGUAACAGCAGCGCUCACCCUCUCAUGCCCUGACAGUGGGCGCAUUGCAGUCAUCCUGGACUGCCAGGGCGCGCCCGCCUUGUGGCGCCUGCCCGUGGGGAUGCUGCGCGCCACCAUCACCGCUCUGCACCGCAACUUCCCGCACCGCAUGGCCCGCCUGCACGUGCUGCACCUGCCGGCCUCGCUGCGCCUCCUGGCCCGCGCCAUGCUGCAGGUGGGGGAUGGGGGUGUUGGAGGUGGGGGAUGGGGGUGGUGGAGGUGGGGGAUGGGGGUGGUGGAGGUGGGGGAUGGGGGUGGUGGAGGUGGGGGAUGGGGGUGGUGGAGGUGGGGGAUGGGGGUGGUGGAGGUGGGGGAUGGGGGUGGUGGAGGUGGGGGAUGGGGGUGGUGGAGGUGGGGGAUGGGGGUGUUGGAGGUGGGGGAUGGGGGUGUUGGAGGUGGGGGAUGGGGGUGUUGGAGGUGGGGGAUGGGGGUGGUGGAGGUGGGGGAUGGGGGUGGUGGAGGUGGGGGAUGGGGGUGUUGGAGGUGGGGGAUGGGGGUGUUGGAGAUGGGGGAUGGGGGUGUUGGAGGUGGGGGAUGGGGGUGUUGGAGGUGGGGGAUGGGGGUGUUGGAGGUGGGGAGGGGGGAUGACGUAGCUAGGCUGGCAGGCGGCUGCAUAUGCGCAGUGUGCUGCGAGGAAGAAGCAGAGGGAGAGGCAGAGGGGAGAGGAGGGCCCUGGGCGGAGCAGAGGCAUGGGGAGAGCGGGGGAGAGGCGGGUGCUGCAGCACAGGCAGGAACGGCAGCAGAGGCAGCCAGAGGCGCAUCGUUAUCAGGUCCUUCUGACUCGCUUCCACUGGAGCACCCUUGUAACGGCAUGAUCGAUCCCGCCACCUGCCUAUCUUCACCCGUGCUACCCUCCACCCCUCAGCAACACUCGCCCCAGCAGACACCACCCAGGCAUGCAUCCCCCCAGCUGUCGUCCCCUAUGCGUGCCCGUCGCCGCUCCCCCCUUGUCUGUGCUCUACGCUCAGACAGAGGGCGGGUGGUGUCGCAUGGGGUGGAGUGGGCAGAGAGAAGGUGGUUGAGCCGGCACGUGGUGUGGAGGAUGCUGCUGCUGCUGCUCAUGGCCCUCACUCUCACCGCCCUCUGCCUCUGCUCUGCUGCUGCCAUGGCUAGCUACUCUUACUAA
Messenger RNA from Closterium sp. Naga37s-1, 1899 nucleotides. NCBI's taxonomy places the organism in Eukaryota, Viridiplantae, Streptophyta, Zygnematophyceae, Desmidiales, Closteriaceae. The record is from the annotation of a GenBank genome assembly.